ACCUGCAGCAACAAACGACCCGCUCCGGAACAAUUCCGGUGUUUUGAGUCCGGACCCGCCCACCUUCGGUGACAUAUCCUCCGCUGUACAUGUGUACGGAGUUUACAGGGAGAUUUGCAUAAAUUCCGUGUUCCUGGAUUGUUAUUUACAUAUCUGACAAUGUUCCGGCGCACGUCAACCGGAUUUUAAUUGCGGAUAAGUUUCCCGGAGCGCUCCAGAGACGUUCGCUCCGGAACACGAUAAACUCGCUGAAACUUGAGUGAUUAAUCUCGUCGAUUGAUGGUGUACUGUGCUUGUUUUUCUUUGAGUUUUCUUAAAACAGAGUUCGGUCUGUGCUUGGAUGAGUGCUUGGGGGAUGCUUGAGUGUCGAUAACACAUCAACAUGGUUGCGGUUUUGCAAAAAUUCUUGAUCAUCCUUGUUGUCGGGAUUUUGCCGAGGGUGACAACACAAGGGAAAUUCAUCAAUCACUUCGGCGGCCAAGUGGGAGAUUACCAGACGAACCGUGGCACAGUGACGCACGUCCAGGCGAUCGUCAAAGGAAACGCACAAUUGCCUUGCGACCUUCUUCCUCCGGCGCUCAACGACAGCGUCGUUCUUGUCGUAUGGUACAAAGACGAGCACACGCCAAUCUACAGUUACGACACGAGGGGACCCUACAAAACCACGCCGAAGCACUGGCAGGAUAGCAAUUUGGGCCAGCGAGCCUUUUUCAGGACAAUGACAGAUCCUGCCACGCUCAACAUAGACAACAUCGGCGAAAAGGACGAAGGGGAGUAUCGAUGCCGCAUCGAUUAUUUACGAUCACCGACGAAGAACUUGAGAGUAAAGCUGGCAGUUAUAGUUCCCCCACAAAAGCCGACGAUAAUCGACGAACGAGGCAAAGAGGUUCCAUCUUUAGCAGGUCCCUACGAAGAAGGAGGAGACAUGAAAUUAACUUGUAUUGUUAGCGGGGGCAAGCCGGAGCCCACGAUAAAAUGGUGGCGUGGUGAGAAGCUUAUAGAAUCGACGGAGACUCGCAGUGGAUUUCAGAAUGUGCGCUCCAACCAACUCGUCAUCAAAGGCUUGCGGAGGGCCGAUCAGCACGCCGCUUUUACAUGCCAAGCCUCCAACAACAACAUCAGUCAACCGGUGUCCGCAACAACGUCAAUCGAGAUAUAUUUUCGACCACUUCAUGUGGAGAUAAUGAUUAGUAACAACCCACUUUCAGCGGACCGAGUAUAUGAAAUACCAUGCCAAACGUUCGGAUCAAGACCACCGGCUAAAAUUACCUGGUCCAUGGAUAACAAAGAGCUACUUCCACCAAAAUAUAAUUACUCCCAAACGGAUUCGCCGGACGGUAAUGUGACAACAUCCACCUUGUCCUUCGUUGCUACAAGGCAAGAUAACGGUCGCACUCUUACGUGUAGAGCAUCCAAUCACCUGGUACAGAAUGGAGUAGAAGAAGCUACCGUGAAAUUAAACGUUUUCUAUGUGCCGAUCCUGCACCUGUCUUUGGGUUCCAGCCUGAAUCCGGACGACAUCGAAGAAGGAGAUGAUGUUUACUUUGAAUGCAAAGUGAAUGCGAACCCUGAGGCAUAUAAAGUACUCUGGAAGCACAACGAUCAAGUAAUACAACACAAUCAAAAGGGCGGCGUUAUAAUGAGUAGAGGAGACCUAGCUUUGCAGGGAGUUACAAGAAGUCAGGCAGGAAAUUAUUCAUGUGUGGCUUCAAACGUUGAAGGGGAUGGAGACAGCAACAAAGUCGAAUUGAAAAUCAUGUACAAACCCGUAUGCCGAACGGAACAAAAGCGUAUAUACGGCGUAGCGAGGCACGAGAAUGCCAAAAUCCUCUGCGAGGUGGAGUCUUACCCACCUCCAGACAGCUUCAAGUGGUCUUUCAACAACUCAGCAGAAAACGUCGAUGUUCCUCAGAUGCGAUAUCACUCCGGGAUGCACCACUUCACCUCGACGCUGACCUACACCCCCAUGAAUGAACUAGACUACGGAACGGUCAUGUGUUGGGCCAACAAUUUGGCGGGACGUCAAGUGGAACCGUGCAUUUUUCACGUCAUCGCCGCCGGCAAGCCGGACCCGCCCUUCAAUUGCACCAUCAUGAACCAGACGAGCGAAUCCCUGGAUGUGGAGUGCACAGAGGGUUUCGACGGAGGCCAACCGCAGUUUUUUCUGCUUGAAGUUUACGACCAACAGACGGACGCCCUUCAGGCGAAUGUGUCGGCUAAGUUUCCUUUGUUUACUGUGAGCGGACUCGAUCCGGGAAAGAUACUCAAAAUGGUGGUGUACGCCGCCAACUCGAAAGGGAGAAGCGAAACUGUUUUAUUAGAGGGGUUGAUGUUGAAAGUCGCCGAAAAACAAACAGUAUUAUCAUUGGGAACACGAGAUCAACUAGAAAUAGCACCGAUCCUUGGAAUAUUAGUUGGCAUCGUGACCGCACUCUUGCUGGUGACGGUUGUAAUUCUGGGGGCUCUCAAAGUGCGAGCAGCGCAUCGAGAAGGUUCCCGUGCUCUUAGACCCGGAUUCCUACCCGUCAAGGAGAAAGUCACACUGCCGUUACGGUCCGAAUCCGAGGAUUUGUUUGAGAAAGACGAUAAAAAUCCAGAUGUUAUUCCGGCUAAUAAAGACUCCGAUUAUCAGCUGGGGUCAGCCGCUCAAACUCCUGGUUUGAAUAAUUCAGUGACAGCUACCACGGAGUACGAAACAUCAUCCCCUCAACAGAAUCUCACACCCCUGGCAGAAGCUUAUAUGGCUAGAGAUCGAGCUUACGCUUCCCAACAUGUCGGUAACGAAGUGACUUAUGCAGAACUGUCUCUGGCACGUCCCAAUUCCCUGGAGACAAUGAAGAACGGUGGCAGUCAAUAUGGCACUCUCCGCAACAGAGAUGACUCGACAAUAUACGCACAGAUAGACCAUGGCAGGAGGAUGCCUCCCCCUAUUCCUGGCAAACCCUCGGUAACUUCGCCGAUGGUCUCUCCAGUGUCUUCGAUGUUCCCCGCUAAACCCAACCUCUACCACAGGGAAGCAGUCACAGUUCGGACUCCUUUGAUGGGAUGCCAGCAGGAAAGUUGCGUCUAAAACGAGAGACUGAAAAUCCUUUAGUUUUCUUUUUUUUUUGUAAAUAGUGCGACGUGAAUAUCGUAUAGUUUUUCGUCAUGAUGAAAGGAAUCGAUGAAUAUGACAUAUCUGGUCUACGCCAUCAUAUCGGAUCUACAAUACAUACGUGUCUUUCUAAUCACAUCAUGUUUGUGUGUAUAUCAAUUGUAUAACGUAAUUUAUCGAACGUAGCUCGUAAGAGAGAAGGGCUCAACUCUUAUGAAAGUUCCGCUGAAAAUAACGACAAACACGGGCAACGAUACGUAUUUGUUUUGGACUUUUUGCAAUCGGCCAUAUCACAAUCUCAGCCCUUGUAACGUUUUUUUUUUCUAGUCAUAAAAAUUACCAAAACUUUUUAAAAGAAUAGUGUGAAUGUUAAUAUAAAUUUUGUACAGAGACUUCUUUUUAUAGACUGAUUACGAAACAAAGGCAAUGAAUACUGAGAGUGGCAUGUGAGUGACGAGUCUGUAGGCACACAUCUGUAUCAUAUUGUAUAUACACAAUUUUAAAUAUUGUUAUCUUAAUGAAUGUGAUAUCAUACGCUUCGGUAUCGGAGCUAGUGUGGUAUAAAAAAUUAUAUACGAUUCGUUUAAUGUUUCAAAUUUACUAUGUCUCUAUAAGAGGAUCUGUAACUUAUGUAAACAUGGUAAGAAUAUCAAAAUAAAGUGUUUAUUGCUACGUA
Zophobas morio is the source of this 3770-nucleotide messenger RNA. RefSeq names its product nephrin. Gene Ontology annotation, molecular function: protein binding. The transcript has 14 exons. Bases 383 to 3070 code for a protein of 895 amino acids. NCBI's taxonomy places the organism in Eukaryota, Metazoa, Arthropoda, Insecta, Coleoptera, Tenebrionidae. The record is from RefSeq and is a predicted model, not a curated record.